Molecule: messenger RNA, 2791 nt
Organism: Nomia melanderi (Alkali bee)
Lineage: Eukaryota; Metazoa; Arthropoda; Insecta; Hymenoptera; Halictidae
Gene: coro
Product: protein coronin
Biological process (GO): actin filament organization
Molecular function (GO): actin filament binding
Source: RefSeq, a predicted model, not a curated record
AUUUGAUAAUGUGAUUCGUAAAUUCGGUAAUUCUACGCUGCGUGAAAAGAACAGUGGAUUAUUGCUGAUACAAAUACAGUUAGCGCAAAAGGAUAACAGUGAGCGUCAAUCUGUCGACGAUAGCAGAACUACUAAUCGGGACGUAGAACUUAUUCCGUUACUCAGCUUUCUAAAGGAGCGUGUGAUUCAUACGCUGAAUAAUUGCGUUCCGUGUUUAAAAAUCAUUCAUCGAUGAGACUGGAUUUUUUUGUCGUCGUGACUGUUGAAAAUAGGGGCAUCACGUUGAAGGGAUGAUAAACAUUCUGCGAUUUCGUCGCUAAGGAUGAAUGGGAUUAGUGUAAAUCGAUUUCGAAAUGAAGCAGAAAAUUACGUUAACGCUAUUUCAAAUUCAGCGAGUAACGCAAAUUCGGGAACGCUAUAACGAUUGGGGUGUGAAUCAUCGUCAUAUAAAAGCCGCGGCUGGUUUAUUUUCGGGUGGAUCCGAUCUAUUUUUCGAUUCGCCAAGUAUGGCCUAUACAAGGAUUUCCGACGAUAUUCGAGAUAAUUGGCAACACUGUGGUGCAGUGUAUGUGUACGUCGAAACCAGGUGCAGAUAUGUCUUUCCGUGUUGUGCGCACCAGCAAGUUCCGCCACGUGUACGGAACACCUUUAAAACGUGAACAAUGUUACGACAAUAUAAGGGUGUCCAAGUCUUCCUGGGACUCGACCUUCUGCGCCGUGAACCCAAAGUUCCUGGCUAUCAUUGUGGAAUCCGCAGGCGGUGGUGCUUUCAUAGUUUUACCACAUAACAAAGUUGGACGGAUACCAGCUGAUUAUCCAUUAGUAGGUGGACAUAAAGGUCCAGUGUUAGAUAUUGCAUGGUGUCCUCAUAAUGAUAAUGUCAUAGCAUCCGGUUCUGAAGAUUGCGUUGUAAAAGUAUGGCAAAUACCUGAUGGUGGUAUCUCUAGGACAUUAACGGACUCAGUGGUAGACCUUCAAAUACAUCAACGUAGAGUCGGUCUUGUUCUAUGGCAUCCAACCGCGUCAAAUGUGUUGCUCACAGCUGGAUCUGACAAUCUUGUCGUUAUUUGGAAUGUUGGUACUGGAGCAGCAAUGGUACAAAUAGAUUGUCAUCCAGACAUGAUUUAUUCUGCAUGUUGGAACUGGGAUGGAUCCAGAUUAGUCACUACUUGUAAAGAUAAGAAAAUUCGGAUUUUGGAUCCACGAUCCGGAGAAAUAUUAGAGGAGGCUAUUGCGCACGAAGGCAGUAAAGCUACACGUGCAAUCUUUCUCAGGGGAGGCUUGAUUUUUAGUACAGGUUUCAGCAAAAUGUCUGAGAGGCAAUAUUCGUUGCGUGCCCCUGACAUGUUAGGUGAACCUAUUGUGAUGGUAGAACUGGACACCAGCAACGGAGUGAUGUUUCCUUUGUACGAUCCAGAUACAAAUCUGGUGUAUUUAUGUGGGAAGGGUGAUUCUGUGAUUCGAUAUUUUGAAAUUACUCCUGAACCCCCGUUUGUUCAUUAUAUCAAUACGUUUCAAACUCCUGAUCCUCAAAGAGGUAUAGGAAUGAUGCCAAAACGAGGCUGUGAUGUUAAUAGCUGUGAAAUAACUAGAUUUUACCGGCUCAAUAACUCAGGGUUUUGCCAAGUCAUUUCUAUGACAGUACCAAGAAAGUCUGGAUUAUUCCAAGAAGAUUUAUAUCCAGAUACUGCAGGUGACACGGCUGCAAUUUCCGCGGAGGAAUGGGUAGGCGGAACCGAUGCAGAGCCCAUACUUAUCUCUUUACGAGAUGGUUAUCAACCCUCGGUAGCUAAGAACGAUCUUAAAGUUCUUAAAAAGACGAACGUUCUCGGUAAAGGAGCAAAAGUUGCUUCUAAUGCGCAGAAUGCUACGCAAGCAGUACCAGGCAUUACUGAGGAAUUGUUGAAAGAAUUUACCGAAGAAAUAAGAAAAUUAAAAGCGGUAAUCGUGAAGCACGAGGGAAGGAUACGAGUACUCGAAUCAGCUGUUGCUCUUCAAAUGAAAGAGGAAGAAAGAAAAGAGAAGGCUGCGUCGCCUGCUGUAUCUGAGGUGCUUGCCUCUGACGAGGUGUAACUUUUUAAUUCUAUUUUUUAGCUCACGGACAAACAUUUUACGAAAAAAAAUAACUAAUUAUGUAAUAAAAAAAAUAUAUUUUGAUAUAACAAUUUGUGUAAAUAGUAGGUUUUAGUUAGCUCGUGUGUCUUGAUUCUUUGGAACGAUCUUUGCUAUUUAUUGUACAUCCAUUCAUCAUACAUCCUUUGCAUUUGUACCAUGUUUUACAUCUUUUAUUUUAUUAGACUGUAGCUAACACAUGACACUGCUUUGUUUAUUAGCAUUAAGAUAUUGGCUAUUAUAAUAUCCAGUACUCGAGACUUCCAUGUAUAUUUCUCUAUGAGGAUAAACGAGUGCCUAAUUUGUACAGACACGCCGCUGUAAAAUAACGAAAAAUUUAUUUUAUUCUGGUAUAGUAUCAGUAUGUAUACAUGUAAGGUCUCCUGAAAGGACGCGUAAUUUUGUACAUAAAUUAUGCGGGACACAAAGUAAUAAACAAAGAUUGCUAUUUUACAAUUACUAUGAGAAUAACAAUAUAUGUGGUAUCAAUUAUAUUUGACUAACUUGUUUUUCAACAUUGUGAAGAGAAUACAUUUUGUACAAAAAAUGUGAAUAUAAUAUAUAAAUUGAUUUAAAUAUCAUACAUUUCUUUCUUGCGUGAAACACCAAUUUGUGAUAAGUGAAAUAAUUGAAAUAUCAAAUACAUCAGAAAAAUCAAACGAUUUAUGUAAUUUUCUAU